Molecule: messenger RNA, 1781 nt
Organism: Rhinolophus ferrumequinum (greater horseshoe bat)
Lineage: Eukaryota; Metazoa; Chordata; Mammalia; Chiroptera; Rhinolophidae
Gene: GLT8D2
Product: glycosyltransferase 8 domain containing 2
Exons: 11
Coding region: 382-1431 (349 amino acids)
Cellular component (GO): Golgi apparatus
Molecular function (GO): glycosyltransferase activity
Source: RefSeq, a predicted model, not a curated record
CCGGAUUCCCAGCUGCUUCACCCAGGGGUAGAAGAGAGCGGAGCUGCUCCAAAGUCAGCGCAAGCAAAGGGGGGUGCGGGGAAGGGAGGAAUACUCUCUUGGAAACGUCAUAUUGGCCUGGGCUCUCCAGCCCUUUGGCUUUUCCAAUGGGAUCUUAGAAGCAGCAGCAGUAUGGUGAAGGGCAGCAGCCUGUGACCAGCCACGAUUUGGACACCCUGCCCUGCAGCUCUUCUGGACGGAGGAUCCCAAAGCCCUGCCCUCACCGUUCACCAGCCCCUUCUUUAUUUUAUGUAAUCUUCGAUAUAGAAGCAGAAGGGCUUUUCAACAUUGGUUUAUAUGAAGUUGUAUAAAGGUCACAGUUUUUUAUCCACGUGAACACAAAUGGCUUUGUUACGAAAAAUUAAUCAGGUGUUGCUGUUCCUUCUGAUUGUGACCCUCUGUGGCAUUCUGUAUAAGAAAGUACAUAAGGGGACUGUGCUCAAGAAUGAAGCAGACGAUGACUCUGAGACUCCUGAGGAACUGGAAGAUGAGAUUCCUGUGGUGAUUUGUGCAGCAGCGGGGAGAAUGGGUGCUGCUAUGGCUGCCAUCAAUAGCAUCUACAGCAACACUGACGCCAAUAUUUUGUUCUAUGUAGUUGGGCUCCGGAACACACUAUCUCGAAUACGAAAAUGGAUCGAACAUUCUAAACUGAGAGAAAUACAUUUUAAAGUUGUGGAAUUCAACCCUAUGGUCCUCAAGGGGAAGAUCAGACCAGACUCAUCGAGGCCCGAAUUGCUCCAGCUUCUGAACUUUGUUCGAUUUUAUCUCCCUCUGCUUAUCCACCAACAUGAGAAAGUCAUCUAUGUGGAUGAUGAUGUGAUUGUACAAGGUGAUAUCCAAGAACUGUAUGACACUACCUUGGCUCUGGGCCACGCGGCUGCGUUUUCAGAUGACUGUGAUUUGCCCUCAUCUCAGAACACAGACAGACUUGUGGGGCUGCAGAACACAUAUAUGGGCUAUCUGGACUACCGGAAGAAGACUAUAAAAGACCUCGGCAUAAGCCCCAGCACUUGCUCUUUCAAUCCUGGUGUGAUUGUUGCCAACAUGACGGAAUGGAAGCACCAGCGUAUCACCAAACAAUUGGAGAAAUGGAUGCAAAAAAAUGUGGAGGAAAAUCUCUACAGCAGCUCCCUGGGAGGAGGGGUAGCCACUUCCCCAAUGCUGAUUGUGUUUCAUGGAAAAUACUCCACAAUCAACCCCCUGUGGCACAUAAGGCACCUGGGCUGGAAUCCAGAUACCAGAUAUUCGGAGCAUUUUCUGCAAGAAGCAAAACUACUCCACUGGAAUGGAAGACAUAAACCUUGGGACUUCCCCAGUGUUCACAACGAUUUAUGGGAAAGCUGGUUUGUUCCUGACCCAGCAGGGAUAUUUAAACUCAAUCAUAAUAGCUGAUGUAACUUGACAUUUUAAAUAUUUUCUGUAUAAAAAUGUGGACUCGUCCAUUUGUAGCCUACUAUAACACCAUUCUUUAUGAACAGUAUCUUUGAUAGAUAUGAUCCACAGUAUGAAAAACAAAAGCUACUUGUGCAUAUAGUACCUUGGAUCACACAGGUAUUGAUUUACUUCCUUAAGCACAAGUGAUAAUUAUGGAAAUCAAGAUUAUGUGAGUGAAAUAUGUUGUUGGAAAGAAACAAACCCAUCUGGGUUUCAGCAAUCAAUUUGCUUAACUCAAUAAUAAUUAUAUCUAAAAAUUUUUCAAAUUUAUAAAUGUACUUUUCACAUGUAGGUAUUUUUUUUAACAG